Owenia fusiformis is the source of this 884-nucleotide messenger RNA. The record is from the annotation of a GenBank genome assembly. NCBI's taxonomy places the organism in Eukaryota, Metazoa, Annelida, Polychaeta, Sabellida, Oweniidae.
AUGGAUGCAGCGUGUAUCCAUCCCGGGCCUUGGCUAGAUACAGUAUAUAUUCCCGCUCGUUAUGUACCUAGAACCUCAGUAGACAUUGACGAAUGUGCUAGUGACCCCUGUCUAAACGAAGCCUACUGUACAGAUAGAAUUGACAAGUAUAACUGCACAUGCAAAUAUGGGUUCAUCGGUCAUAGAUGUGAGCAAUACGAUCUUUAUCAACGGUCCAUUUGGGCUAUGCUUUUCUUCUUGAUCGCCAUAACAUUGUUGCUUAUCAUUUUCUUGGAUGUAUGGAUGUGUGUCCUUUGGGGAAAACUUAAACUUGGUGUAAAGUGGAUCCAAACAAAUACAAGGGAAACCCCGGAUGUACAUGUAUAUCGCCCAAUGGAUAAAAAUAUCAAAGAAACUACUACCGAUUUAUCUAAUCAUCAGGCUGAUGAACUGCUCAAAGAUAUAUCACAACUAUUUCAAAUAGUUGAAGAACGUGUGGCAUUGCAGCACAAUAUGAUGAUGACAAGUCAUGACAAUCGUGAAGAUAAAACUCAGAAUGACGUUAUGGGACUUAUUGAUGAAAUAGAAAAUCGCCUACGAGUAUAUAGGACAACGUUAACACAGAGUGGGGAGACAUCAUUAAUCUAUUAAAAUAACAUGAAUUGAAACAGAUAUUAUUUCUCGCUGGGUACCAGCCUUAAACACCAGCAUCCUGAAAUUCUUCUACUGGAUCACGUACUGAGUCUUGUAAUACAUGGCUGUUCAUUUCUUAAAUUGUAAUAAAUAUUGACUACAAUCCAAUUGAGCUAUCCAAUGGGAAUUGAAGGUUUGCCUCUUUUGAUGCGUAUAAUAGUUUUUGUUCCGAAACAGCUAUAGCCCCCGUAUGUGUGAUUGAAGAAACAGGG